This is a messenger RNA of Pseudo-nitzschia multistriata, 1485 nucleotides long. Lineage: Eukaryota; Bacillariophyta; Bacillariophyceae; Bacillariales; Bacillariaceae. The record is from the annotation of a GenBank genome assembly.
AGACGGAACCGAGACGCCGGAACGAGCCAUGGCACUUCCCCGAUUCUCAGAAGACGAAAUAGAAAAGAAUGUGAGCUCGCAAAGGUCUCUUGCGCUGUACCGAAUCCAGCUUCUGGGAUCCGAGGGAGAUUGUACCGGCGAUGGUGAUGACGGAGAACAAUCUGUCGGUUUUGCGUCCUUGUUCUUGCCCCUUCUUCGUCACUCCACGGACUACUUUCUUGUGCUUGUUUCCAAAAGUCAGAGACACGACGAGAACGAUCCUAUCGCACUGUCCGAAGCUCCCGAAACGAAGCAUCUUGUGCGGCUGCUGAAACUAUAUGGACGAAUAUCUCAGCUCGAUCCGACUCUCGACGAAGAGAUCGGAAUGCAGGGAGCCCACCUCUGCCUUUCCAGGAUUAUCAAGCUCGACAUGUUUUCCAUCGAUUGCUGCCAGGACUCCGAAGAGAACCAGGACACGGUCAUCGAGAUCCAGGACUUGGCCGCCGAAAUUGCUUCCUACUCCAAGUCGUUCCCGCUUCCGGCUAGCCCCUUUCUACACGAGGACUUGCUGGCGCGCCUUCCGCUGGUGUUCAACAUCCACCCGGUGCCACACCCGGGAAGCAACCGAAAGGACGGUGAUUCCGCAGCAACUACGAUCCUCAUCCACCAGGUGACGGAACGGCAGAGUGCCCAAAAAGACGUCGGGUUCGUCAUGUGGCCCUCGGCGGUGGUUCUCUCACGCUGGCUGGUUUCUAACCCCGACGAGGUGCGGGGAAAAAGGGUUCUCGAGCUGGGUUCUGGGUGCGGUCUUACCGGACUGGUGGCCGCGAAGAUCCUUCGGGAUUCCGAACCGCGGGAAGGCAGCAAACGAUCCUUGGCGGAUACCGUGUCGCGGCCGGCAGCUUCAACCAACAAACCAUCGCCAUCCGGUCGCGUGAUUCUCUCCGAUUUCAACGAGACAGUGGUCAAAAACCUAAGGGGCAACAUCGCGCUGAACCGAUUGGAAGGGGUGGCCGAAGCAGAAGGCCUCGAUUUUUACCAGCAGGAUCCCGGUGGGAACGGCUGGGUGACCGUCGACGGAAUCGAGCGAACGGAGGGCGCCGAUCUGGUGAUUGCCGCGGACGUGAUCUGCCAACCGGAAGACGCCUUUGCCACGGCCCGCACCAUUGCGAGUGCCCUGAACGAGGGCUGCAAGGCCGUUGUGGUGAGUGCCGAUUCGAAGCACCGGUUUGGUGUCGAAAAACUAGAAGAGGCAUGCGCAGCAGCGGGAUCCCUGUCGGUGCUGUCAAAAACCAGCGUCUGUGACUACCUGUCGCCGCAGAAGCAUCCCUACGACCCGACUUGUAGUCCGGGAGACGAGGACAUGGAAAAGACUUCUGGUUUUGUUCACGGCAUGGCCCUGACCAUGUACACGAUACUAAAGACCGGGGAAGGCACCCCAUGACGAGCGGGUAGUUUUAGUUUUAUUUCUAUGCAUGCCAACUAGAAUACAAACUUUGACAUUUU